AUGGCUCCUCCACUUCCAGCAGCGGAGCAGUAUUCUGUGUUCCUGGACCAAGCAGAUGCAGUCGCCCUGUCGUUGGAGACCAAUGCAGCGGCCUUCUCCAAAGCUCUGCAGAACACAAGGCGCCGGGAGCUCGCGGCAGCGCGAGCGGAGUCGCACCGCUGUCUGGGAGACUGGUCGGCACAGGCUGCAACGCAGGCCCAAAGCUGCUCCGAGCUGGAGACUGCCGCGGUUCAAGCGCGGAAGGCCGCCUUCCGCUGGGAUCAGCGCUUCAACCCGUUGAGCUCCGUGAAGGGGGAGGCACAGGGCGCGAAGGACAUGGAGGAGCUACUGAAGCAGCGCGGGCUGCAGCUGCAGAUCCGACUGCAUGGCUUGCAGCAGAGCCUGGCAGGCUUGAAGCAGAGCCUGGUGUCACUGGAUCUUCCGCCGCUGCUGAUGCGCACAGGCGAGCCGGAGCUGCUCAAUGGCGAGGUGCUCGGAUGCGUGACGGCUGCGGUUGGCCAGUGGGGGGGCAUCAGCUUCAGCAUGUCUGGCAUGAUGGAGGGCAGAUGUCAAGAGGAGCGUGCUUCAUUCGCGCAAGCCGGGCGCCUGCUCCAGCAAAGAGCCCAGCAACUUGGUGCCGACGCCGUGGUGGGCGUGCGCUGGCUGCAGUGUGACUGCUUCCAGGUCAAGGAGGAGAAGAGCGAGAACGGGCCGACGACGUUCCGGCGCGUGCAGCGGCACAAGACCUAUGAGGCGAUGCUCUGCGGCACGGCCGUGCGGAUACCAGAGAAGGUCUCGGAAGUCUCGGAAGUCUCGGAGUCGGCCCUGCCUUACACUGGGCCGGUGUUCGCCUCCACGGUCCGCGAGCCCCCGCACGGAACUCGCGUGGACGAGACACUGGGGAUCGUCCAAGGGGUGGGUGCUAAUGCGAACUGGAGCCUCACUCUGAACCCUACGGCAGCUUGCAAGCAGAUGGCCGACCGUGAGGCGGCAGCCCUGCAUCAAGCCCGUCAGCAGCUGCUCCAAGCAGCGGCAGCACUGGGCGCCAACGCGGUGCUCGGUGUGAAGCCGGAGGAGCCCAUGGAGUCCAUGUGUGUGCUCCGCGGCACUGCCGUUCGUUUGGCCACUGAGGCUGGCUCGAAUCUGCAGGUGGUGCCAGGCUGCUUUCCGCCCUCGACGCUGCAGACACCACCGGCCAACCUCCACGUGGCCGAAGUCAAAGGCCUCGUCGCCUGCGUUGCCGGCCGGCCACCCCAGUGGUUCACCUGGGAGGAUCCGUCUGACACGGAUGCGCAAGCAUUCGGCGAGGCUGUGCGUGGAUUGGCGCAGCAGGCGCAGGCCAUGGGGGCGAACGCCGUGCUGGGCGUGAAGUGGAUGCACGACAACAACCGGUUUGUUUCCCAAGCGGUGGGAACCGCAGUUGUGCUUGGCCAAGAGCCGCAGAGCAGGAUUUUUGCGGAACUCCCUCCACCUCGGGCGGCCGUCUGCUCCACGCUCAGGAAUCCUCCAGAGGGCUUCGCUGUUUCCUCGGUGCUAGGCAUCGUGGCGGCAGCGGCUUUGAGUCCCUUCCGAGACUACAGUCGCGGAGGCUAUUCAUGGAACAGCCAGAGGACAGCCAUGGGCGAGCUCGCAGCCUUGGAGCGGGCGACUGCCAAGCUUCAGGCAGCGGCCACUUCCCUGGGAGCAGAUGCGGUUCUUGGCCUCAAGAUCGAGGCCUUGAGCGUUUGGAAUUGCUCCCGCUUCAUGUGCGUGCUGAAGGGCACCGCAGUGCGCCUGUCACAGUUCCAGGAGGAGGUGCAUCCGAUCCCGUUCAACCAUUCGCGGGUGGAGGUGUCGGCGAUGCAAACUCCGGCCAAGCACUUGUGCGUGUCCUCGGUGCUGGGCCUGGUUUGCAGUGUCGGCUACAGGCAGUGGAGGUUUGGGGGCUUUGGUGUCCUGGCGAACAGGCGCAGGGAUGCGGAAAGUGAGCAGGAAACCUUCUCCGCCGCCGUCAACAGCUUGAUAGUACAGGCGCAGCAGAUGGGCGCCAAUGGGGUCAUGGGCAUCAAGUGGACCCAUGACGACGACCACCGGAGCAGCUGCCUCGUGGGCACCGCCGUCGUCCUGUCACAGAAGCCAGGAGUCCCGCCGCCCUCCAAUCUGGGCUCUGGCCGGCCUCCCUUCCUCUCCAACUCCCGGGCUCCACCGAAAGGCCUGGAGGUGGCGCACACGAUCGGCGUCUUCUCAGGAGCUGGGAUUAGCUCCCGUCUCGGUGCCUUCAGCACCCAGGCAGUUGCUUCGAUUGACGAGGAAGCACUUCAAGCGGCGCGCGCCUGCCUGGAGGCGCAAGCUGUGCAUGCUGGCUGCGACGCCGUCCUCGGCGUCAAGCUGGAAUCUCCGGAAACGGGCCUCGUGCUUCUUCGAGGGACUGGCGUCCAGUUGACGAAGACCAUGCCUUAA
Symbiodinium natans is the source of this 2418-nucleotide messenger RNA. NCBI's taxonomy places the organism in Eukaryota, Dinophyceae, Suessiales, Symbiodiniaceae. The record is from the annotation of a GenBank genome assembly.